This is a messenger RNA of Oncorhynchus tshawytscha (Chinook salmon), 5621 nucleotides long. RefSeq names its product rab11 family-interacting protein 1. Gene Ontology annotation, biological process: regulated exocytosis. The transcript is spliced from 6 exons. The record is from RefSeq and is a predicted model, not a curated record. Gene Ontology annotation, molecular function: small GTPase binding. Lineage: Eukaryota; Metazoa; Chordata; Actinopteri; Salmoniformes; Salmonidae. Gene Ontology annotation, cellular component: intracellular membrane-bounded organelle. The coding region runs from base 167 to 4510 and encodes 1447 amino acids.
UCUUGCAAAAGUCUGCGGUACAUCCUGUACAACAUACCACGCCCACUCAGCUGUUUCCGCAACUUUCCAUAAGUAAAAGGGUUUCCUCUGGCGAGGUACUCUAAUGUCUCUACUUAGCACACCGAAACGUUUCUAGACGGUAUUGAAACCUCCGUAGGUGUCAGUCAUGUCUCUAUCAGACCAGAGCCGACAGUGUUAUCCAACCAGUGUACAGGUAACUGUGGUUCAGGCAAGAAGCCUGAGGAUAAAGGGGAGAAAUGGCACCAACGACGCAUACGCCAUCAUGCAGGUGGCCAAGGAUAAAUUCGCUACAUCGGUGGCAGAGAAUAGCGUGGCACCGGUGUGGAAAGAAGAGGCCACGUUCGAGCUGCCGCUCUUCUACAACGGUAACACAGAAAAGUGUACGUUGCACGUCCACGUAAUGCACCGGGCUCUCGUGGGACCUGACAAGUUGCUCGGCCAAGCAGUCAUCAACCUGUUGGAGCUCAGCGAGGUUAAAUCCCGUUAUAAGACUGAAUGGCAUAAACUGCUGGACAAGGCAGGCAAGCCAGACAAAGACCGGGGAGAGGUGCAGGUGGACAUCCAGUUUAUGAAGAAUAACAUGACAGCCAGCAUGUUCGACCUCUCUGCUACAGAAAAGCCGCACUCCCGCCUGGGAAGGUUCAAGGACAAGGUGCGAGGCAAAAAGGAGGGUCUGUCGGACACUGCAUCUGCCGUGGUACCGUCCUUCACCCAGGUUCUGACGGACAGCGAGGGAGAGGGAGAGGGGGGUACAGACAAAGGAGAGACAAAGAAGAAAAACACGCUGAAGUCUCUGUUUUCUCCCAAGUCUAACCUGCAGUGUCACGGACUGUCUCAGUCUAUGUCUGUCCUGGGCCCUCUGCCUGAGAAGAACUCCUCAUUGAGUGGCAGCCGCUCCACAGGCCUCAAUGUGGACUCCUCUGAAGGUAAAAAUAAAUUCAAGUUUCAGACCCAUAAGCGCACAGGCAGUUCUCUGUCCCUAGGGCGCUCUAAGAUUCCUGCCCAGCUUGCAGAGCAGAGUAACCUGUGCAUCAACGGCACUCACAUGUACACAGAGGAGCCCCAGCCCCGGAGCGCCCGCACCGUCUCCAACUUUAGCCUGGCCAGCUCAGGCCAUGGCUCCAUGGAAGACCUGCGCAAGGCCCAGGGUCGUAAGAGCUCCGGCACCUCCAUGGACUCCAGGGCCCUGAAGCAGCCUUCAACCUGGGCAGAGGAGGAAGAGAGGGCUAUGUUGGAUGAGGAGAGGAAGAAAAAGGAAGAGCAGGAGAGGAAGAAGUUAGACGAGGAAGAGAGGAUAAGGAAGGAGGAACAAGAGAAAAGCAGGAUUACGGAGGAGGAGGGGGAAGAAAUGAGGCUAGAAGAGGAACAGGAGGAGAGGAGUCUGAAGGUGGAGGGAGAGAACAGCAUUUGGAAGGAAGACCAGGAAAAGUGGAGGUUGGAGGAGAAAAGGAGGGAAAUGGAGGAACAAGAGAGGUGGGAAGAAGAGGAAAGAAUUAGGAGAGAAGAACAUGAAAUAAUGAGGAGGGAGGAUAUACUGAGAAAGGAGGAUGAGAGGAAAAUUGGGGAGGUGGAGGAAAGAUUGAAGAGGGAGAAAGAUGAGAGGAUUAAGGAGGAAGAAAGGAUUAGGCGAGAACAGGAGGAGAGUAUGCAAAGAAGAGAGGAAGAGGAGAGGAAGAUGAGAGAGGAGGAAGAAAGACUAAGGAGGGAACAGGAGGAUAUACUGAGAAAAAUAAGGGAGGAGGAAAUGAGGGGUGAAGAAAGAAUAAAGAGAGAGGCUGAAGAAAAAAUGAAGAGGGAGGAAAACAGAGUGAAGGAGGAAGAAAGGAGGAGGUUUGAGGAGGAGGAAGGAAGAAUGAAGAGAGAGGAUGAUAGGCUGAAGGAGGAGGAAGAAGAAAAGAAGAGGAGGAUUGAGGCGGAUGAAAUAAUGAAGAGAGAGGCUGAAGAAAACAUGAAGAGAGAAGAGGACAGAGUGAGGAGGAGGAGGGAGGAGGAAGAAAGGAGGUUUGAGGAGGAAGAAGGAAGAAUGAAGAGAGAGGCUGAAGAAGAAAGAAUGAAGAGAGAGGAGGAUAGGCUGAGGAAGGAGGAGGAGGAAAGGAGGAUUGAGGAGGAAGAAAGAGUGAGGAAGACCGCAGAGGAAGAUUGGCUGAGAGAGGAAAUGGGGAUAAAGAGGAUGGAGGAGGACAAAAUAUUUAAGAUAGAAGAGGAGGAUAGGCUGAGAAAGGAGGAAGAGCUGAGGAAGAUUAGGGAAAAGGAAGAAAGGCUAAGGAGGGAGGAGGAGGAGGAUGAUAUGUGGAGAAAUGAAGAAGAGCAGAGGAAGAUGAAGAAUGAGGAGGAAAGGAGAAUAGAGCAGGAGAUGUUGAGAAAGGAAGAAGCAGAAAGAACGAGGCUUGAAGAAGAAAGGGAAGAGGAUAGAAGAAGAGAUGAGGAGCAGGGAAAACCGAUGGAGGCGAAAGAGAGGUUUAGGGUGGAUGAAGAAAAUAUGAAAAAAGAGGAUUUGAGAGGACCGGAAGAAGAGAUGACAGAGAAGGAGAAAAAGAGGAAUGCACAGAUGGAGAAAAAGCAAAGGCAUGAGGAGGUGAGGGUAAAGUUGGACAAAGUUGAACAACCGAUGAAGCAGAAUAGAGAGGCAGAGGCCACCGUGUGCAAUAAUCCUUUUGAGGAAGUCUCUCCUACCACUUCAUGUGAUGACAACUCUUCAAAUAUCCUGUUUGAGGAGACCCCCACAACCUCUCCUACUGGUCCCAUCAGCUGCCGAACAAAUAAAGUAUCAGCAGUCAAGCAGAGACCCUCUUCAUGUGUGAACCCUUCUCAGCCUAGUGUAUCUUCCAACCCCUUCUUAUCAUUCUUGUCUCCUGAAAUUGAGAGUUCUAUGGACUCCCCUAGAGUCGAUGGGGAAAUCAGAGGCACCCAGGACCCGUCUACUGAUCUAAUGGAGAAGAAAGACCCUGCCCCCCUCAACCAGCGCUGGGCUCGUAUGGACAACUGGCCUAGCAAGGGCAACGCUCAAUCUGUCACAGUGAAUCUCGCCCGAACAAAGACAACAAAACAGCCACCUCCUCCAAUACGCCAAUCUUCCACGUCACUGGUGGGAUGCGGGGAUAACCAGGAGAGUGUUAGUGGUCAGGACCAUUCCAGUAUCAGGAUGGACAAGGGUCCUGCUCCAGAUAGACCAAGCCAGGCUCCAAGCCAGACACAGAGGGAACAGAGUAUGACUAGAGUGAACCUGGGACAUAAGGACAUAGGUGCCUCCAUGUCCAAGGUCUCUCAACGUGUAGUACAGAUGAUCACACCACUGAGAUUUUCCUCCACAGCUACAACAGAACACACAAGUGGAGGCCAGAGCUCUACCCACCAUGGGAACCAACCAGAACAAGAAAUGCCAUCUGCCACUGGGGGGUUGAGGGUGGCUAAACACAAUAAAGGUCCAGCACCUUCUAGGCCCCAGUACCCUCCAUGGAAGACAAUGCCAAAAGUUGAUGUAAUAGAUAAGCAAUUGAAUACUGAGGAACAUGACUCUUUGGUUGAGUUUGAUCCAAAUAAUCCCUUUGCAGAAGACUGCAGAAUGGAGAAGUCCUCUGGACAUGGUGAAGAACAGAGACUAACUGGUGAAUAUCAGGAGAGCCUAGACUCUCCCAAUCAUCAGAGUUGUACCUCCAUAGAAGCAAAUCCAGGUUCAAUGCAGAAUAGUGUGGUUAGGGACUCAAUGGGGCUUCCAACGACAGAUGUUCUGCUAGCUGAGGAUGGCUCCCGUCCCAUCAAAAACUCAUUAGCAGAGCUGGUCUGUGUUCCCUUGCUUCCAUUGAAGAAAACAUCCAUCUCUAGAGAGGAGGAUACUGGUAAACAUAGUUCUGUAAAACUACAAAGCCCAGGGGCUUCCUCUUUGAGUAAGCUUUCCUCAAGUAUCUCAGAAAAACUGCAGAAUCGAGGUGUGGGUAUGGCACUAACUUGUGUUACCAUUGCCCAGCCCCCAUGUGUACCCUCACCUGCCCCCUCCAUCCUACCCCAACCCAAGCCCCUGAAGGGAUCAGGGGGCAGGAGUAACUGUCCUCCCCAGACAAGCUCUCUCCCUGGCCAGAGGACCCUGCUUCAGGCUGGAGCUAUGUCCUCCGUUGCAGAGCAUUGCAGUGGAGAGGAGGCGGGAGGGAGAGGGGACAGGCCUACCUCAAGCACACGCAGGCCCCAUCCAGUAAAGCCCUUGAGCUCCCUGGAAAACCAGCCAGCCUCCAACAUCCAGGAGAGGCAGGCUGGCAUAUCUACAGGAAUCCUCGGUGUCCUUCAAGAGAAGAUAAAGGUCAAAGACACAGGGGUCAAAGUUCAGUACUCCCAGCUGACCCAGGAGGAGCUGAUCUCCCUGGUGGUGAAGCAGCAGGACCAGCUCUCCAAGAGGGACAACAAGAUCAAGGAGCUGGAGCAGUACAUUGACAACCUGCUGGUGCGCAUCAUUGAGGAGCAACCCAGUAUCCUGAUGUCCAUGAACUCACUCAAAUGAGACGUCUAGAAAUAUAUUAUAAUAUAUAUUUCUCCGUCCUGUUCCUAAUCAUUCAGAGCAAGGCUUCCUAGAUGUUUAUCUCCCUCAAUGCCUAUAUGUUAGGCUGUUUGAAGAAUUCCUGCUUGCCUCCCAAAGAACGUUUCAUUCACCGAUGUAUAACAUACCAAGCACUGGCUUUGUCUAUUCCUACUGAACAGAUGCACUUUUGAUUGUUCAUUAACAUUUUGAAUGUUGUCUAGUGUGCAAGGCUCUAUGGUGUGUAUAUUAAGACCGUAUAAGAACAUGAACCAAAUCCACACAGGCCUGUUGGGAGGUUCUGUACAUUUUUGGCAGUUGAUUUGUCUUUCUAUUAACGGUUUGAUGUGCUUGUAAGGAGGAGUGUGAUAUGAAGGCAACAACACUGAAGAAGGAAUUGAAUAGUAAAAAAUGAAUAAAAAAAGAAAGCAACAGAACAGAGACACAUUGAGUUUGUAUAUUCCGUAACACUAUGCAGACAGACAGGUAUAAUAGGGGUCAUACCGGUACAUGCUUAUGACAAGUAUUAUCAUUAAUUACAAUCCCAUUAUAAUGAGCUAUAUCUGUCGGUAAAGGGUUACUUCGUAUUAUUGGUUGUCUGUGAACUAACAAAAAUUAUGUGGAUAUUAUUCCGUUACUGAAUAACUUAUACGUGUUGUACAUAUUGAAAUGUCAUUUUCUUAUAUUAACUUUAUGUUAAAGCACUUUGAAGAAUAAAUAAUAGAAAAAAUUGUAGUCUAAAGAAACAUGGAUUAAUAAUUAAAACAAUUUAGACUACCGAUAAACCAAUUUAGACUACAGACAAACCAGGUUUAGACGAUCACUAUGCCUUUGGAUGAAUGCACUCUCAAUUCAUUGCAAUCACCCUGACAGGUGCAACUCCACAAGCAAAUUGCAUGGGUGUAACAUAUGGACAUUUUCUAAAGGGGCAUUUCCUUGUGAAGAAAGCUAUUGUUAUUAUAGGUAGAUAGCAAGAUGUGUCUGCCUUUGGUCAUAGGAAGGAUUACUGUAUAGUUGGGUGAAAGUCAGUGUCUUCUGUCAACUUAUUGCCUAUAAUUUUUUACAAUUAUGAAAUAAAUACUUAUUUUCUAUAACA